AUGGAGCAAGGUAGCAUCGACGAGGAUCUCGAAUCCUUGGAGGAAUGGUACUCGAAAUACAUGACACGGGGAGACCCGACCAAAAUACUUGAUCACCCAUGCUCCGAGUCACUCGACAUCGACGCAAUUGAAGCCCAGGUUAUGUUGGACAAUUUCCCCGACUCGGACUUCGAGUAG
Diaporthe citri is the source of this 177-nucleotide messenger RNA. RefSeq lists its product as uncharacterized. The record is from RefSeq and is a predicted model, not a curated record. Bases 1 to 177 code for a protein of 58 amino acids. The transcript is spliced from 2 exons. NCBI's taxonomy places the organism in Eukaryota, Fungi, Ascomycota, Sordariomycetes, Diaporthales, Diaporthaceae.